AUGAUAAUAAGGAAUUGUUUAAUACUAUUCACAAUCAUUACAUGUGCAUUAAGUGCCAUUUUAGGUAUUGAUUUUGGUCAAGAUUUCACUAAAUCAGCUUUAAUUGCACCAGGUGUUCCUUUUGAAAUCGUACUAAGUUCAGAUUCAAAACGUAAAGAACCUUCAGGUUUAGCAUUGAAAAAAUUAAAUCAAGAUGAAAUUGAAAGAAUUUAUGGUCCUGGUACAAGUUCUCAUUGUACAAGAUUCCCAAAUACUUGUUUAUUAAAUUUAAAACCAUUAUUAGGUAAAUCUAUUGAUGAUCCUGCUGUUUCUAGUUAUAUUUCAACUCAUCCAGGUGUUAAAAUUGUUCCAUCUAAAAAUAAUAGACAAACUAUUGCAUUUGAAAUAAAUAAUUAUCAUUAUCCAAUUGAAGAAAUUAUUGCAAUGAGUUUCCAAGAUAUUGUAUCAAGAGCUUCUGAAACUUUAAAAGAGAAAACUCCAGGUGGGUAUUCUCAAAUUAAUGAUGUUGUUAUUACAAUCCCAAGUUAUUUCAAUCAAGCUCAAAGAUUAGCUUUAAAAGAUAGUGCUGAAUUAGCUGGUUUAAAAGUUAUUGGUUUAGUUGAUGAUGGAUUAGCAAUUGCUAUAAAUUAUGCUACAAAUCGUGAUAUUACUGAAGAUAAAGAAUAUCAUAUCAUUUAUGAUAUGGGAUCUGGUUCCACAACUGCAACUUUAGUUUCUUUCACUAAAAAUGGUACAGAACCUUUAAAUAUUAAAGUUGAAGGUUAUUCACAUGAUGAAUCAUUAGGUGGUUCAUUAUUUACAAAUGCAGUUUAUGAAAUUUUAAAAAAUAAAUUCUUGGAACAACAUUCAAAUAUUAAAACUGAAAAAUUUUUAUCAAAUAAUAGAGCUAUUGCUAAAAUUUUACAAAGUUCUGAAAAGGCAAAAUUAGUUUUAAGUGCAAAUAAUGAUGCUUCUGUUUCAAUUGAAAGUUUAUAUGAUGAUAUUGAUUUUAGAACCAAGAUUACAAGAGAAGAAUUCGAAGAAUAUGUUGGUGAUUUAUCUAAAAGAAUUACAAAUCCAAUCUUGAAUAUUUUCAGUAAUCAAUUUGAUGAUGAAUUAGAAUUAACUUUAAAAGAUGUUAAAUCUGUUAUAUAUGCAGGUGGUUCAACUCGUAUUCCAUUUGUUCAAUCACAUUUAUUAUCACUUAUUGGUGAAGAUAAAGUUUCUAAAACUAUUAAUGCAGAUGAAUCAGCUGUUGUUGGUGCUACUUUACGUGGUGUUCAAAUUUCUAAAAUGUUUAAAACAAAACAAUUAAACGUUUCUGAAGCUUCAGUUUAUAAUUAUGAAUUCGCAAUUAGUGGUGAUGAUGAAGAUGAAAUAAAACAAGUUGUUUUCCCUAAAGGUUCAUCAUAUAAUCAAAUUAAAGAAAUUGAAUUAACAAAAUUAUUCAAUACAUCAAAGGAUUUCACAAUUGAUUUAUAUGAAGAAUCAAAAUUAUAUGGACAAUAUAUUUCAAGUGAUGUUUUAUCUUCAAUUAAGAAAUUAGAUUUUAAUUCAUCUGAAUGUUCAAAUGGUGCUAAAAUUUAUGGGAAAUUUAAAUUAAGUGAAAGUCGUAUUUUCACAUUAGAAUCAAUUCAAGCAAGAUGUGAAGGUGAAACUAAUGAAGAUAUUAAUGACGAUGAAGGUAAAUCAUCAGGAUUUUUCGAUAAAUUGAAAAAUAAAAAAGAUUCUCAACAACAAGAUGAUGAAUCAAAUCAAAAAAUUUUAAAACCAAAAAUUUCAAAUUUGAAAACUUUAUUACCAACAAAAUUAAAAUAUGCAUCUUCAAGACCUUUAGGAUCUGCAACUAAACAAGAAUUAAGAUCUCAUUUACAUUUAUUAAAUUCUAAAGAUCUUCAAAGAAGACAACGUUCAGAAAAAUUAAAUGAGUUGGAAGCUAUUUUAUAUAAAGUUCGUGCAUUUAUUGAAGAAGAAGAAGUUAUUGAAAAAGGUCCAAGUGAAAUUAUUGAAAAUUUAAAUUCUAAAAUUUCUGAAGAUUUAGAAUGGUUAGAUUAUGAUAGUGAUGAUGCAACAAUUAAAGAUAUAAAGAAAAAAAUUGAAUCAAUUAAAAAUGAAUAUAAUCAAAUUGAAAAAUUUAUGGAAAAUUUAAAUAUUCCAUUAGAUUCUGAAGCUUUCCAAAUUUUACAUAAAGAAGGUGUUGUUGCAUUAAAUUCAAUUCAAGAUUUUAUUUUAACAAUGGGUGAAACUGCAGCUGGAUUAUUAAGAAAUUUCACAGAAGUUGGAUUAGAUUUUGAAAAAGAAUCCAAAAAGGUUAAAUUGAGAAGUCCAGAUUAUUCACAACAAGAAAUUGAAGAUAAUUCAAAAGAAUUUGUUCAAAUUUUUAACAAAAUUAAAGAAUUAUAUGAAAAUCCAAAAAUUUUAGAAUCUAAAUCAAGAGAAGAAUUAUUUAAAUUAAGAACUGAAGCAUUACAAAAAAUUGAAAAAACAGAAUUAAUUAAAAAAAAUCUUCAAUCUGUUGAAUCUCAAAGAUUAAGAGAAAUGAAUGGUAUUUUACAAAGAUUUUUCAGAGCUCAAAGAAGAGCAGCUGCUAAAGCUGCUUCAAAGGCAAAAGCUGAAGCUGAAGCUGAACAAACUGAAGCUACUGAAACUACUGAAGUUGAAACUGCUACAGAAACUAAUAAUGUUGAAGAAGAAUCAACAAUUAGUGAAGAAUCAGAAGCAGAACCUACUUCAACAAAACAAGCAUUAGAGCAUGAUGAGUUGUGA
Hansenula ciferrii is the source of this 2745-nucleotide messenger RNA. It is a transcript of the gene LHS1, whose product is annotated as Hsp70 family chaperone LHS1. The record is from RefSeq and is a predicted model, not a curated record. Gene Ontology annotation, cellular component: endoplasmic reticulum chaperone complex. The transcript has a single exon. NCBI's taxonomy places the organism in Eukaryota, Fungi, Ascomycota, Saccharomycetes, Phaffomycetales, Wickerhamomycetaceae. The coding region runs from base 1 to 2745 and encodes 914 amino acids. Gene Ontology annotation, biological process: cellular response to hypoxia; negative regulation of hypoxia-induced intrinsic apoptotic signaling pathway; endoplasmic reticulum unfolded protein response. Gene Ontology annotation, molecular function: ATP-dependent protein folding chaperone; ATP binding.